AGAGGGUAAUCACGUGGUCAAAAAAACCAUGUGGCAUGUAAACAAGAAUUUAAAAGAUUUUUAUUUGUAAGUUGCUUGUAAAAUAGAAUAGUGUUUUAAUUUGUAAUUAAUUAUCGAAAAACUUUUUUCUCAGUAAAUAUGGUAAACAUAUCUUUAAAGAUAACCUCGAAAUGCGUACUUGCAUUUAAAUGAUGAAAUCGGUGAACAUAACCUCUGCGCAGUAUCAAAAAUAUAAUGUUAUAAAAUUAAACUGCAACAAUAAAGCUGCCAUAACUUUGAAACAAAGUUAUUAUCACACAGAAAUUCAGUGCCAAUGUUCGAAAAAGUGAGAUAAUGAAGAUGAUGUUAAAUACACUACACAGAACGUUUUGCGUGAACAACAGAACAGUGAUGAAAAGUUUAUCAGUCACUUCUGUCACUGAAGUUCGCAAAAUUUCUACUUAUAAAAAAUGUUAUUCAACGUCAUAUACAGUUCCAGAAUAUAAUCAAUUCAUAGCUGUCGAUAAACUAGACAUUCAGAAUCUGUAUAAUUUUCGAAAAUCGCGAAAUUACUUGAUGGAGACUGGAAACUACGACCACACUUCUACCAGAAAGUUGAAUAUUUCUGAAUUUUUGCACCCAGAGACUAUCCAGAGUAUAAGACAGAUGGAUUGGUCUUAUUUAACAUCUUCGGAAAUUCUUAGGAACUUUAGGCUUCUCUCUAUUAACGCCUUCCAAACAACAAACGAAGAAAUAACUGAUGAGGUCUAUCGUGCAAUUGUCUCGGUAGUGACUGCAAAGUGCUGGAAAUUUAGUGAUCAUGAGUUGCACACUCUGUUGAAAUAUUUGGAAUUGUGGUCGAGUAUCGAAAAAGUUCGAAAUCCAAAUAAUCCUGCUCGUAAACUGUUCGAGCAGAUAGACAAAGAGUUUGAUAAGCGAUCACGCAAUUGGACUGUAGAUAAAACUUUGAUGUACUGCGAUACUGUCUGUAGAGUUUUCAGCUUCCACUCCAGCUUCGUCUCGAAUUCGUUGAACAGAAUAACGAUGAAUCCUUCCACAUUAAGUCAUACAAAUAUAGUACAGAUCAUGUACUACCUCUUUGUUUAUGGCAUACCAAAAUCGCGAGUGAUGCAGUUGGAACCCUAUAUUGAAGAUCAUUUUGAUAAAUUCAAAGCUGAAGAGCUAGGAAUAAUUUGCUUAGGCUACUUUAGAACACAAGUUCAUAUUACCAGCGACACACUUCUGUGUAAGCUUAUGCAAAAAGUAAUUGAUGACGUGGACAGCAUCACUAGCAAUGAAAUGGGAGCAUUUUUCAAGGCGAUUCGCUAUAGUUUUCUAUCAAAGCCUCAUUGUGUGCAGAAGUGUGAGGAAUUAUUGGAAAAGCUAGUUCCAAGAGUGCCACAUAUGGCCGAACCAGUGUUAACACAUUUAUCGCACUUAGUGGCCGAUUCUCAAAUUUGUAAUCCGAGAUUAUUAACUGCUAUUAUAGAAAGGUUCUCAGAAAGUUUAGAAAAAAUGAGAUUAAAAGAUUUCGAACGAAUUAUUUUUCUCAUGACAUCCUUCAAUAUUCCUCCAACCGAGCCUCUAUACGAUCUCAUUGUUAAAGAACUUGGAAGUCCUCGCAGAAAACACGAAAUAAGAAAUUUUCCGAGAGAAUUCGGCUUCGCUCUCAGACACUUGGCUGUAGCUAAUAUCUAUCCACUGCAUUUGAUUUCUACUUUCUUGAGUCGCGAACACGUGAACCUAGCAUAUGGACCAAAUCCUCAUGAUUUAGGAGUCGAGUAUCUGAUUUUAGACCAAAGCAUCGAAAUAGAAGUUCCCUUAUACAAUGGUCCGAGAAUUGAAAGUACAAUUUGCAAUAUCUUAGCAAAGAAGUACAACAAUGUUGCAGCAUCUCGCAGUUUUGGAAACCAGUCCAAGCAACGAAUUGUUGAAAUUCUCAAUAAUCGCAUAUUCGUUGGUGAACAUGCCGCCUGUUUACAGAAAAUAUUGCCGCACUUUUCUCAAACAGACAUAAUCCUUUGUCUGGAUGAGGAUAAUAAUACGAUUCCACCUAAGCCAAUAUUAAGGGAUAUAAACUCGCAUAUUAAAAGAGUGCCAGAGGAGUUCAAAAAUCGAAAAUGGAUUGCAAUAAUUUUUGCUACGGAAACUCUCUUGAUCAGAGGGACUAAUCAAUUUACUGGAAACCUUUGUGCAAAAAUCAGACAGUUGAAGAAAGUGGGUUAUGUGCCUAUAGUGGUACCUUAUGUGGAGUGGAAGAUAUUAUAUACUGAUUUAAAGAAAUAUGAAUACCUUAGACAAAAAAUUUUGGAUUCCACUCACACGCAGACAGAAAAAAAAAAUUGUGUUGAAAAACCAGUAAAAAAAUCUUGCGCGUUGUAGUAAAUCUAAUUUGUAAAAAAAUGUACAUACAUAGUUCGUUUUGAGCAAUAUAUUUAUCUUAUCUUAAA
Molecule: messenger RNA, 2429 nt
Organism: Belonocnema kinseyi
Lineage: Eukaryota; Metazoa; Arthropoda; Insecta; Hymenoptera; Cynipidae
Product: FAST kinase domain-containing protein 5, mitochondrial-like
Exons: 7
Coding region: 334-2361 (675 amino acids)
Source: RefSeq, a predicted model, not a curated record